This is a messenger RNA of Serpula lacrymans var. lacrymans S7.9, 318 nucleotides long. RefSeq lists its product as uncharacterized. The coding region runs from base 7 to 198 and encodes 63 amino acids. The transcript has a single exon. The record is from RefSeq and is a predicted model, not a curated record. NCBI's taxonomy places the organism in Eukaryota, Fungi, Basidiomycota, Agaricomycetes, Boletales, Serpulaceae.
CCCGCCAUGCCUCAGACUACCGUCUACCACUACAUAGACAACAGAGGCGAACAAGUUGCCUCUCUCCUUCCCUCGGACCAUCCAGAGAUGAUCUGUUUACUGGGCGGCCACGUACCGGAGGCAAGGUACGGAAUGCUGGGUGAGCGGACAGCUUUUCUGCUACCUCCUGAAUGGCGCACUCAUAUAAUCACGACAUGAUAGGAAUAAUGGCAGCUGUUCUGUGGUUCCCGCUCGGCAUUUGUUUCUGCAUGCUCGAUCAAAGAGUGAAGUGCAGGCGCUGCGGAUAUAUGAUUGAUGAUGGCACGUGUGGUUGAGUGU